Molecule: messenger RNA, 2868 nt
Organism: Mizuhopecten yessoensis (Yesso scallop)
Lineage: Eukaryota; Metazoa; Mollusca; Bivalvia; Pectinida; Pectinidae
Product: quinone oxidoreductase PIG3-like
Exons: 8
Coding region: 58-1179 (373 amino acids)
Molecular function (GO): quinone binding; NADPH binding; quinone reductase (NADPH) activity
Source: RefSeq, a predicted model, not a curated record
AGCGUGAUAAAAGUCUUUACAAUUAAUAUAUUUGUACGCCGGUGGUAGCAAAGUUCAAUGGCCUCGUCCCUCGUCGCUAAUUUCUGCAUCGCCACCGCAGGGAGAAUAAGUGCGAAACAAAAAGUCAGUUCGAUUCGACGGAUCACGUACAGCGGCCGGUAUAAGAUGAUGAAUGCUGUACAGUUCGGAUCAGAUGGCGCUGCGUCUAGCAUGCGCAUUGGCAAGGUGCCGAUUCCGGAGCUCAGAGAUCACGAGGUUUUGAUACGAGUGUAUGCCACAGCUAUCAACAGAGCGGACAUAUUACAGAGGAAGGGUCGGUAUGCGCCGCCCCCGGGUGAGAGUGAAAUCCUCGGUUUGGAAGCUGUCGGUACUGUCGAGACAAUAGGACCAAACUGUGUCAGUAGAUGGAGUGUAGGUGACCGAGUGAUGACACUGCUAGCUGGCGGAGGUAAUGCGGAGUACGUGUCUGGACACGAGGAUCUCCUGAUGCCAAUUCCCGCGGGAUUAACCUUCACAAAGGCGGCAGCCAUACCGGAAGUGUGGUUGACGGCUUUUCAACUUCUCCAUACAGUCGGUAAGAUACAGGCCGAGGAGAGCGUCCUUAUCCAUGCUGGAGGCUCGGGGGUGGGGACAGCUGCAGUACAGCUGGCAAGCUUAGUCGGGGCCACACCUAUUGUGACAGCCGGCUCUGAGACGAAGAUAAGCAAAGCAAAGGAAUUAGGGGCAGCAGAGGGAUUCAACUAUAAAGAGGGAGAUUUUGGACCUAGCGUUCUCCAGGCAACCAAGGGUAAAGGUGUGGACCUAAUAUUGGAUUGUGUUGGGGAAUCGUUUUACGAUCAGAAUAUGCAAAGUAUCAAAACAGAUGGACGUUGGGUGUUGUACGGUCUUCUAGGUGGAGGAAACGUUAAUGGAGAUAUGUUAGCGAAAAUGUUGAGGAAGAGAAUUUCUAUCACGGGCACCACACUACGGGCGAGAUCUAUACAGUACAAAGGCGAUCUUGUAAGGAACUUCACGGACGCAGCUCUCCACCAUUUCGACUCGGGAAAAUUGAAACCGAUUGUUGACAAAGUGUUCCCAUUGGAGAACAUAUCUGAUGCUCACAAGUACAUGGAAAGUAAUGCCAACACUGGAAAAAUUGUAAUCGAGGUCAGACCGGAGGACGUCAAAGAUGAGCUGUGACGUCUUGAAAUAUGUUUGACGUUAAUUUGUAUUGAUUAAUGAGCAAUGAUACGUAAUAAAAAGAAUGAAAAAAAUACUGCUGUACAUGGCGAGUAAUGUCAAUAUGUUAUCCUGGCAAAAUUGUAAUACAGGUCAGAAAAGAGAACUUUAAUACUGAACUGUGACGUCAUGGAAUUUUCUUUUACAUUUAAAUGUAUUGAAUAAUGAGUGAUAAGACGUGUUAAAGAAGGUGCACGAAUGAUCUGGAACUGACCAUUGGGAUAAGAUUUCAGAUAUGUCUAAAUAUGCAGAAGUGAUCUAUCACAUGACGGAACAGACUGACCCAACCUUUCACACGACGAGAUAGAGUUGAACUAUACCUAAAUGUGUGAAACCGACUAUCUGCAUAUCUUGACACAUUUUACUUUUGUCAAAUUGAAUGGAAUGGACAUUUCAGGUGACGUACAAAGACUAAUGUGUAGAAAAUAAGAUCUGAUAUAUGAAGAGAUGAAAUUCUCAUUCGUUGUGCUGGCAUAUUUGACCUUUCAACUGAAUUGAUAGAGAUAACAUUUACCUGAAAGAAAGGACCUUACCUUUUAAAUGACAGGACGGAAAUGGUAUUUCACUUGUAUAGGCGAACGUGAUCUUUGAUGUGUUGGUACGUAGUCUUUCUUUACCUGAAUGACCAAUCUUACCUUACAUGUAAAUGACGGAGAAGACAUUUCAUAUUAAUAAACGGAAAUGACCUUUAUGUAGAUGGGAUAGAGUUGACAUUUCACUUGACUGAAUGGAGUUCAUCUUGAACCUGGAUGAAUUUGACGAUUUAAAUGAAUUUAAAUUGCAAUUUAAGCGAUGUCUUUUUCAUACCUUGAUACCAAAAUUUUCCUCAAGAAUGAUUUUCUUUUAUAAAACUGGAAAUUAAUGGAACACAAAUAGAGAUAAAGUCGAUUAAAAGUCACGAAGUCCAUUAAAACGAUAUAACGUUUUACAAUAUUUUGAUACGCUCAAUAUCACAUUUUCUCCAUUGUUUACCUGUUCCUUUUUGUGCCAAAGGCUUAGUUUCCGGUUCUUGUUUUUGCAUUGGAAUUAAAAUAUAGAUAAUGAUCGAUUUAAGAUGUUUAAUUAAAAUUGCUAUACAGAAAAAAAUCCAUUGCAAAUAGAAGAACACGUUCUGGUAUACCUGUGAAUCAUAUGAGUUUUACUAGUAAUGUAUGAACUGUGGAAUAAGAAUUUUUCGUGAGGCCUACAUUUCGCGGUUUCCCGACAAAACACCAUUUCUUGGGUACAUGAAAUAUUGGAUUACAAAUGCCCACUCACGCGGAUAAUUGCUAUAUAUCAAACUUGUGGACCUUUGAAUUCGUUGAUGAAGAUUACCCACGAAAUCAACGAAAUUGAAAACCUCACGAAAACUAGUGAUUUCACAGUAUUAAGUUUGGCGGUUUUAUUACAUGGUUUAAUCUAUUGUAUAACUGUUUAUUUCGUUGUUAGCAUAUGUUCUAUUGGUGUAGUCAUGGCAAUGUUGAUGAUAAAUAAUACAUGUUUUUUUCAUAGCAUUAUAUUGGUACUAUGGGGAAAUGAUAACCGUUUAUCAACAUAUUAUAUUUAUUGACAAAAUCGACCAUUGUUAUAUAAUCAAUAAUUUACUUAUGCAUUUACAAUCAUAUGACUUUACGCAAAUUCAAGCAUAUAAAUAAUAAAAAUAAAACAUCU